AUGAACGUCAGUGCGGAGUCUUUCACCUCCAACCCAUUUCACAUCUGUAACAUCUGUCAGAAGGUGAUAAGGAAAAAGGUAUGGCGUUUCCUGAUUGAUUUCUCCAAAUGUUACUUUUACUAGUCGACCAAUAGCAUGUUUUAUCAAGGUGAUAAGUCAGGCCUAUUUAUUAUUCCUUCCAAUUUAUAUAAAAUGUCGUUGCAUCUUAUGAAGUUGUCACUGAGAUCCUGCAGGAGUAGUAGCCUAUAGACCCUAGUAUACAUUCAUUUAUGAAGUUGUCACUGAGAUCCUGCAGGAGUAGUAGCCUAUAGACCCUAGUAUACAUUCAUUUAUGAAGUUGUCACUGAGAUCCUGCAGGAGUAGUAGCCUAUAGACUCUAGUAUACAUUCAUUUGAUCUAUUGAUUCAGACAGCAGAACAAACAUAUUGCUUUUCACUGGUCUUCUCCUUGCCUUACUGCUAUUUUUGCAUUUAACUACAUUCUGUAUUUCAACAUCAUCUAUAGAAUUGCUUCAGAAUCGGUUGUAAUUCCUAUUAGGCCUAGUUUAAUCAUCUCAAAGCUAAUAAUGUACAGUCAUGGAUCAUGGACUUUUUGCAGUCCAAAUACCCAUAUUUUAUGACAAUCAGGCUGUUUUUCUUUACAAACAUAUCAGACAACAGUUAUCUGCAACAGAUUGUCGCAUUUGCAUUUAUUUAUUUCCCAGGAUGGUCGUCAAUCAGUAUGAUAGCAAUAGAGUUGGUGGUAGAUUGAUGAUUUGAUAAGAACAUGGAUAUCUCUCUCUCUCUAGUGCCCUGCUUUCUUAGUCUGACUGCUAUUAUUAGUAGCCAUUAGUCUAUGUACAUAUGACCCAGUUUUUGAUAGGGAGGCAUCAUACGAUGGUGUCAAGGCAGAAGAUUGGGUAAUUUUUUUGUCAUCUCCAGGGCAUCAUUGAGUUACACAAUACAUGUCUUGAUACUUUAGAAUGAUUUGGACAUGAAGUGUGAAAACGCUAAUACUAUAUUAGCAUUUUCACACUUCAUGUCCAAAGCAUCCUAAAGUAUCAAAAAAUGUAUUGUGUAACUCAAUGAUGUUACUUAUAGAUGAUUUGGAUAUGAAGCGCGAAAAUGCUAACAUAGGUAGGUACCAUUGACUUGCAUUGGAUUUGUGACACAAAUGCGGCCCAGUAAACAAAACCAAAGCAUGGGUUGCUGUCAUACCUGGUCCAUAGACUGCUUACAGGGUAAGAAAACCAAUAUGUAAUUUGGGUGAACUAUCCCUUUAACAAUGAGUUAGUAGAUUAUUUCACUUAACAGCAGGAACACCACCAUCUAGUGGUCAGAACCUAGACAUAUCAGGAUGUAGGAUGGGACAUAAACCCAACAACUUCAAUGACUAAUUUCUCUGAACAGGGGAAAAAAACAUCACCAAAUUCACUGAGAAUACAUUACAUAGGAUGAAGAAACAAUACUCUGAGCCGCAGCUUCAUACUACUUGUCAAAUAUAGAGAACUGAUACUAUAGACUCAUUGUUGGGGUGGGAUUGGCGUGAAGUGGGGGGGGGGGGGGGUCCGUGGGUGACUUUUGACCAUUUCUUUAGAUUCCUCACGUCUAACUCAUUGUUAGAAAAAAUGUUGGUCCAAAUCGGAUGUUAUUUACUACAUUUAUUGAAUAUUAUGUGAAUUCUAUACAUUUAAAUGGCCAACUUGGAUAAAAUCAAUUACCUUAAUUUCUCAGAGAUCAAAUUCUAUUUAAACAGGAAUACUAAUCUGAUCAGUUUCUAACAACAAAAACGAUUUCAGAACAAUCUGAGAUGGUGGGUGUCAAACCUCUUUCUUGUGCUUUUUGAGGUGGAACAACCCUGUAACAACAAAACAUGAGGAGUGGACAUCCACAGAUUACAAUGCCUAGAGACAGCUUUGUCUGUCUGCACACCGGAGUAAGCCCUUUCCUGACAAACAUCACUGACAGAAAAAAACACUAUUUUAUACUAUACUACAGUUACCAAUAGAUACCGGUAAAUACACUAUGCUAUGAUCACAUAGAAAUAUACUGGUAAAGGCAGAGACUAUAGAUCUUUAAUUUUGUAGGUUGAAACCAAGAGGUUUCAUACAAGUUGUUCUCAACAGAAACCCUCUUGGUUGGAAAUUACAGUUUACUGAGAGAGCGAUGAAACUGUCAAUUCAUGUUUUACUCUAUCAUUCAUAAUGAUGUAAGAUUCUUGUUUUUGGUGCUUUAUUACUUAUUUAUCACAUACUUAUUUCACAAUUACAACUGUCUUGAAAAAGUAUUGUUGUUGUUAUGUGAUAAACUGGCUUUAGGCUAUUCGUUUUUUGUGAUGGAGAUGAUGGAGACAGACGGGUCCAGGCUCUUUUUUAAACUGCACAGUCCAGGAUAGAGAGGAGCACUGGAGCCACCUCUCUCUGUGUAAUCUCAGUUAGUUGCAUCAGCCACGUUGCCCCAACAACAGACACUCAUCACCCAACACACACAAAGGGCCAGACAGACAGAGGGCGGAGAGGAGAUAUGAGAGGAGAAGAGGGGAGAGAUGAUAGGAGAGGAGGAGAGAGGGAUGGCGAGAGAGAGGAAAAGAGGGAGGGAUUAAUACUAGGGUGAACCUGUCUGCAGUCCAGGGCAGGUCUGUCUGUCUGUAUCACCGGUGGCAGUGGGAGUCACAGGGCUUCAACCCAAUUAGCUAAAUUCACAGGAAAUGGCCUGUCUGUUGACAGAGCGCACAUUCAAAGGUCUGUUAUGUAACAAGACAUAUGCUACUGGAACAGAGAGGGGUCUCUGUCUGACUCUCUCUUUCACGCACACACCACUUUCUCACACACACACACACACUUUCUCACACACAGAGAACUACAUUGUCUUACUGUAUAUUUUGGUGGUUUAUGUGGCUUUGUUAUCCAUUCGUACUAUAAACUUUCUUCCCACCUUUGAACUUGAGGCCCUUGAUCAUUAUGUAAUAUUAUAACCAUGGCGAUGUACUGUAAGACAGCUAAAUACACAAGAUAACCCCAGUCUAGUGUUUAUUAUACAACAGGUGGUUUGGAAUUCCCAUUGUUAGAGCCUAUCCUACUCAUGAUAUACUAGACAACAUACACAUGGCCAGUACAUUCAUAAAAAGUGCCAUUGUUUACAUCCUUACCUUGAAACGCACUACUACUACUACUACUACUACUACUACUACUACUACUACUACUACUACUACUACUACUACUACUACUACUACUACUACUACUACUGCCAUGCAAUUUUAAACUUUGUAAACACUGUGAAAAAAACCAUCUACACAUUAUCUCUGACAUUUGCAACAUUGUUGCAAUAAUGAAUCUCCAUAAGGAAUGUGUAAAGAGUCGGGACAAGACAGACAAGCAGCUUUUCUCAGCCAGUCCAAAUCAUGAAUCAGCAUCAUUUCCACUGAUAUAUACAAAGAAAUGUCAAUAGAAAAACAGAUCAAACGAAACGAAGUACAGCUACUUUGACAUCUUUCCAGCUUCAGUCUGAAGUGAUUGUGUUAGCUGUGUAGUUGGCUAGCUAGCAAGGGGGAAGAGCCUCCAUAGCAACCAUUUUAGUUUUCCAUACCAAAGUUCUACAACUAUAAACCAGCGCUUGGGUAGUUUUGCUUUACAUGGCAGUCAAUACGAAUAUAACUAACGACCAGAGAACACCUAAAAUUGCACUUGACAACCAGUGUUAGAGAAUGCAAUGUCACGUUUGUUGAAAAAUGCAUGGUUUGGGGGAGAAUCUCGCUUUUUAUGAUAGAAAUCUCAUAACACAUGGCCUCUCAUGUAUUAUUGCUUAAAUAACUGUCUGAGUUAUUAUUAAUUAGUUUGAUAUACACUGAGUGUACAAAACAUUAAGAACACUUUCCUAAUAUUGAGUUGAACCCCCCCAUUUUGCCUUCAGAACAACCUCAAUUUGUCAGGGGAAGGACACUACAAGGCGUCGAAAGCGUUCCACAGGGAUGCUGGAUAUUGACUUCAAUGCUUCCCACAGUUGUAUCAAGUUGGAUGGAUGUUCUUUGGGUAGUGGACCAUUCUUGAUACACAGAGAAACUGUUGAGCGUGAAAAAUCCAGCAGCGUUGCAGUUCUUGACACAUACCGGUGUGCCUGGCACCUACUACCAUACCCCGUUCAAAGGCACUUAAAUAUUUUGUCUUGUCCAUUCACCCUCUGAAUGGCACAUAUACACAAUAUAUGUUUCAAUUGUCUCAAGGCUUAAAAAUCCUUCUUUAACCUGUCUCCUCCCCUUCAUCUACACUGAUUUGAAGUGGAUUUAACAAGUGAAAUCAAUAAGGGAUCAUAGCUUUCACCUGUAUUCACUUGGUCAGUCUGUCAUGGAAAGAGCAGGUGUUCCUAAUGUUUUGUACAUUCAGUGUAUAUUGAAUAUACAAUAAAACACAGUAUAAUACACCCUAGCAGGCAGUUUUUCCAAGCACCGUCUCACACUCCAUAUCACCUUAUACAAGCCAUUUUAUAUGUUCUAGCAGAACCAUUUUUAUUACUGAAGUGACACACUUAUAAAACACUCAAAAGUCAGUAAUGUUGACUCUCUUUAUGUAAAGUGUUUAUGAGUGUUCUAAUUCUAAAGAUGAAGGGUGACCAAGAUUUUUUCCUUCAUUUUUUUUAUUUGACCUCUUGUGAUGUAAUUCUCACUGUCCUGUAGACGCAGCUGUGUUUUCUCUCCUCUUCUCAGAGAUUUAGGUCAGACGAUGUAUGUAACUAAAGGAGGGCAGACUUACUCUCCUUAGCCCAGCAUUGAUCUUUCCAUAUAACCUGUAUGUCUGUCUGCCUGCCUGCCUGCCUUCCUGCAUGCCUGCCUGCCUGCCUGCCUGCCUCUUAUAGAGAUAUUUUUACCAUCCCUCUCCUUAGGGCUCUCAGUACAUUAACUUCAAUAGAUGUACUGUCCUAACAUAAAUGUACAUUUCAACACACACACAUGCAUAAAAGACAAUGUGAACCAUAAAGCUGGGGUUCUUUCCUCUGCCCAGGCCAUGUUCCCAAUGUUCCCUGGCUAAUGUGUGUGCACACAGGCUGUUUGCUCAUCUCAAAAGGUAACAGGAGGAGGGGGUUACUUUACCUCUGAGCAAACGGACUGACACACACAAAGGCCUGGCUGUUACAUAUCAAACCUCACUUCUAUACAGGUCCCAUUUUUUCUCUUCAUUUGAUGUUUUUUUUCUUAUGUUUGCCAACAUUGCUGAGAGUUCAUUUAGGUUGUGCCAAAAGUGGAGUUGUACAUCUAAGCUCCUUGUGUAGUAUGGUCUUGUAUAGUUCCUUAGCUAACCCGGUUUCCCUCUCUGCCGCUCUUGUCUUGUCUCAGGAGAAAGGAGUCAGGGUGCCGCGACCCUUCUCCAGUGGACCCAGUGCCUUCAUUCCAGAAGAGGAGGUGAGAAAAUGCUUUCUUUCUUUGCUUUGAGGCUAUAUUUCCCCUGUCCUGUCUAUUCUCUCUCGUUCUCCCUCACUGUCACUUUCGCUUAAUCUCUCUCGCUUUUUCCCCUUUGUCUAUAUCUUCCCACCUUUAUCUUCACCUAGCCUGGAACUCAGACAUGUAAACCAUAUUUCAGAUUACAGCAGCAGCAGCUUUACUGUAAAAUGGUUCAAUACACACUGCCUGACUGAAAGCCCUCACUUCCCAACCCCUCUCUUCCCUGUCCUGCCUGACCUCUUCCCCCCAACCCUCCGCCCUGGGUCCAGAUUGUGGAGGCGUCCCAGGUGGACCCCCACACAGAGCAGAUCCUGGCCGAGGCCUACUCUCCAUCGGGUCACGUGGACCAUCUGACCCGGGUGAUGGGACUGCACCCCCACUACCUGGAGUCCUUCCUGCGUAGCCAGUUCUACCUGCUGAGGAUGGACGGCCCCCUGCCUCUCCACUGCCGACACUACAUUGCCAUCAUGGUAAACACUGAUAUAGGAUGAACUUAGAGAUUGUCAUUGGGUGUGUCUGAAAUGACACCCUAUUUCCCUAUCCUCCUGAGACCCAGGAUGUUUUUUUACAUCACAUUUCUCAAAGAAGAAAGUGUGAAAAAAUAUUUGUAUUUAUUUUUUAUUGUACAGUCGUGGUCAAAAGUUUUGAGAAUGACACAAAUAUUAAUUUUCACAAAGUCUGCUGCCUCAGUUUUUAUGAUGGCAAUUUGCAUAUACUCCAGAAUGUUAUGAAGAGUGAUCAGAUUAAUUGCAAAAUCCCUCUUUGCCAUGAAAAUUAACUUAAUCCCCAAAAAACAUUUCCACUGCAUUUCAGCCACAAAAGGACCAGCUGACAUCAUGUCAGUGAUUCUCUCGUUAACACAGAUUAGAGUGUUGACGACGACAAGGCUGGAGAUCACUGUCAUGCUGAUUGAGUUAGAAUAACAGACUGGAAGCUUUAAAAGGAAGAUGGUGCUUGAAAUCAUUGUUCUUCCUCUGUUAACCAUGGUUACCUGCAAGGAAACACGUGCCGUCAUCAUUGCUUUGCACAAAAAGGGCUUCACAGGCAAGGAUAUUGCUGCUAGUAAGAUUGCACCUAAAUCAACCAUUUAUCAGAUCAUCAAGAACUUCAAGGAGAGAGGUUCAAUUGUUGUGAAGAAAGCUUCAGGGCGCCCAAGAAAGUCCAGCAAGCGCCAGGAAUGUCUCCUAAAGUUGAUUCAGCUGCGGGAUCGGGGCACCACCAAUGCAGAGCUUGCUCAGGAAUGGCAGCAGGCAGGUGUGAGUGCAUCUGCACGCACAGUGAGGUGAAGACUUUUGGAGGAUGGCCUGGUGUCAAGAAGGGCAGCGAGGAAGCCACUUUUCUCCAGGAAAAACAUCAGGGACAGACUGAUAUUCUGCAAAAGGUACAGGGAUUGGACUGCUGAGGACUGGGGUAAAGUCAUUUUCUCUGAUGAAUCCCCUUUCCGAUUGUUUGGGGCAUCCGGAAAAAAGCUUGUCUGGAGAAGACCAGGUGAGCGCUACCAUCAGUCCUGUGUCAUGCCAACAGUAAAGCAUCCUGAGACCAUUCAUGUGUGGGGUUGCUUCUUAGCCAAGGGAGUGGGCUCACUCACAAUUUUGCCUAAGAACACAGCCAUGAAUAAAGAAUGGUACCAACACAUCAUCCGAGAGCAACUUCUCCCAACCAUCCAAGAACAGUUUGGUGACGAACAAUGCCUUUUCCAGCAUGAUGGAGCACCUUGCCAUAAGGCAAAAGUGAUAACUAAGUGGAUCGGGGAACAAAACAUCGACAUUUUGGGUCCAUGGCCAGGAAACUCCCCAGACCUUAAUCCCAUUGAGAACUUGUAGUCAAUCCUCAAGAGGCUGGUGGACAAACAAAACCCCACAAAUUCUGACAAACUCCAAGCAUUGAUUAUGCAAGAAUGGGCUGCCAUCGGUCAGGAUGUGGCCCAGAAGUUAAUUGACAGCAUGCCAGGGCGGAUUGCAGAGGUCUUGAAAAAGAAGGGUCAACACUGCAAAUAUUGACUCUUUGCAUAAACUAAAUGUAAUUGUCAAUAAAAGGCUUUGACACUUAUGGAAUGCUUGUAAUUAUACUUAAGUAUACCAUAGUAACAUCUGACAAAAAUAUCUAAAAACACUGAAGCAGCAAACUUUGUGAAGACCAAUACUUGUGUCAUUCUCAAAACACAGUGGCAUGUAUGGCCUCAGAGAUACGGACCCAAAACAAAUCACCAUUAGAGUGGAAAAAAAUUAAUUGCUGGGUCUCAGGAGGCUGUAUAGUGCACUACUUUUGACCAGAGCCCUGGUACCUCAGCAGAGGGAGUGUACUAUAUAUAGAGUGCCAUUUCCAACGCAGCCAUUGUUCCCUGUAAGGGUUGAGGUUAGGAUUUGGGUAAGGUAAGCUGAUUCUAUGGGCAGCUUCUACCUGCAGCUGCAUGGUAUGGGAUAGGGCAAAGGUCAAACUAAGCUGGGAAAAAAUGUUUCCUGCAUAUACACAUCCUCCCUUAGAGCCUCCCUCUCCCUGCUCAGGAGACCUACCUAAUACAAAUCUCCUACUGACCCACAUUCAUAUCUAUCUAAUGACCCAUUUCCCUAACAACCAAUGGCUAUCUUUCCCGGAGUGACGGAUGAUGUUUUCCGUAUGGUGUUAAAACUUUCACCUCAGUGCUGAGAUGACCCUGGGGUGGUGCUGGACUGAGGAUGCUUCUGUAGCUAGUAGAGAGAAAGAGAUAGUGGAGACAUUAAGCAGGGCAGUGUUUGCCCUGUGCUCAGACGCACUGGCCCUCAACACCUCCGUCUGUGGAGCUUUGGUAUGCAGCCAACUCAGAGGGUCCUACCAACCCCCCCCCCCGACUCCAGCCCACCUCCAACUCGCCCUCUUCCUGAUGUGGCCCUUCCACAACAAGGUCAAAGUCACCCCCCUCACUCUUAAGACACAGAAUAUUAUGUUAGGAGGAACAGCUUAAUGUAAUGCAGUGUUAAAGAAACAUUUAAUGUACAGAGUAAAAUAGGUCAUGUUUAGAAUUUAGACAGAUACAAUAUGCCUAUACUGUAAAACUUUAAUUUAAAGAUCAUGCAUUUUACAGACAAUAUUUAUGCUUUAUAUUAAAGUCUGCUUAUUUACUUAGACAUUAUGUUAAUUUCAUAAUGAUGACAUUUGAGUUUUGUUAGAUAUUCUUUGAAACAAGCAACACUUUGUACCAUUUAGUACUUGCUGAAUGCCAGCUAAAACCGGACUGUCAAAUACAGUAUUACCCAGAAAACAGUAUAUAGAACAUGAAUAUAAAGACAGUUUAGACAGUAGAAAACAUACACAGUUCAUACAGUAAAGGAAGAGUUUUCACAGUGAGCUAUAUUUCAUCAACAAAAAAAAACUGUGCGUCUCCAGGCUGCAGCGCGUCACCAGUGUUCCUUCCUGGUGUCUCUGCAUGUGCGUGAGUUCUACAGGAUGGGGAUGUGUCUAGACUGGCUGAAGGGUCUACAGUACGCCCCUCAGAGACUGAGGAACCUCAACGAGAUCAACAAGAUCCUAGCACACAGGCCCUGGCUCAUCACCAAAGAGCACAUUCAGGUUAGAACACAGACAUGCAUAAAACAUACUCAUAUUCAAGUACAUUAUCUACAUAUGCACAUAUGAGAUAUAUAUAUAUAUAUAUAUAUAUACACAGUGGGGAGAACAAUUAUUUGAUACACUGCCGAUUUUGCAGGUUUUCCUACUUACAAAGCAUGUAGAGGUCUGUCAUUUUUAUCAUAGGUACACUUCAACUGUGAGAGACGGAAUCUAAAACAAAAAUCCAGAAAAUCACAUUGUAUGAUUUUUAAGUAAUUUAGUUUGCAUUUUAUUGCAUGACAUAAGUAUUUGAUACAUCAGAAAAGCAGAACUUAAUAUUUGGUACAGAAACCUUUGUUUGCAAUUACAGAGAUCAUACGUUUCCUGUAGGUCUUGACCAGGUUUGCACACACUGCAGCAGGGAUUUUGGCCCACUCCUCCAUACAGACCUUCUCCAGACCCUUCAGGCUUUGGGGCUGUCGCUGGGCAAUACGGACUUUCAGCUCCCUCCAAAGAUUUUCUAUUGGGUUCAGGUCUGGAGUCUGGCUAGGCCACUCCAGGACCUUGAGAUGCUUCUUACGGAGCCACUCCUUAGUUGCCCUGGCUGUGUGUUUCGGGUCGUUGUCAUGCUGGAAGACCCAGCCACGACCCAUCUUCAAUGCUCUUACUGAGGGAAGGAGGUUGUUGGCCAAGAUCUCGCGGUACAUGGCCCCAUCCAUCCUCCCCUCAAUACGGUGCAGUCGUCCUGUCCCCUUUGCAGAAAAGCAUCCCCAAAGAAUGAUGUUUCCACCUCCAUUCUUCACGGUUGGGAUGGUGUUCUUGGGGUUGUACUCAUCCUUCUUCUUCCUCCAAACACGGCGAGUGGAGUUUAGACCAAAAAGCUCUAUUUUUGGCUCAUCAGACCACAUGACCUUCUCCCAUUCCUCCUCUGGAUCAUUCAGAUGGUCAUUGGCAAACUUCAGACGGGCCUGGACAUGCGCUGGCUUGAGCAGGGGGACCUUGCGUGCGCUGCAGGAUUUUAAUCCAUGACGGCGUAUUGUGUUACUAAUGGUUUUCUUUGAGACUGUGGUCCCAGCUCUCUUCAGGUCAUUAACCAGGUCCUGCCGUGUAGUUCUGGGCUGAUCCCUCACCUUCCUCAUGAUCAUUGAUGCCCCACGAGGUGAGAUCUUGCAUGGAGCCCCAGACCGAGGGUGAUUGACCGUCAUCUUGAACUUCUUCCAUUUUCUAAUAAUUGCGCCAACAGUUGUUGCCUUCUCACCAAGCUGCUUGCCUAUUGUCCUGUAGCCCAUCCCAGUCUUGUGCAGGUCUACAAUUGUAUCCCUGAUGUCCUUACACAGCUCUCUGGUCUUGGCCAUUGUGGAGAGGUUGGAGUCUGUUUGAUUGAGUGUGUGGACAGGUGUCUUUUAUACAGGUAACGAGUUCAAACAGAUGCAGUUAAUACAGGUAAUGAGUGGAGAACAGGAGGACUUCUUAAAGAAAAACUAACAGGUCUGUGAGAGCCGGAAUUCUUACUGGUUGGUAGGUGAUCAAAUACUUAUGUCAUGCAAUAAAAUGCAAAUUAAUUACUUAAAAAUCAUACAAUGUGAUUUUCUGGAUUUUUGUUUUAGAUUCCGUCUCUCACAGUUGAAGUGUACCUAUGAUAAAAAAUGACAGACCUCUACAUGCUUUGUAAGUAGGAAAACCUGCAAAAUCGGCAGUGUAUCAAAUACUUGUUCUCCCCACUGUAUAUAUAUAUAUAUAUAUAUAUAUAUAUUCACUAACACACACACACAUGCAUGACUUUUAUCCACAUACUCACACAUAAAGUAACUCACACUAAACCUCUUUCUCUCCUCCCUCUACCUCAGAACUUGGUGAAGACAGGGGAGCACAGUUGGUCUUUGGCGGAGCUGGUCCAUGCUGUUGUCCUAUUGGCCCAUUUCCAUGCCCUGGCCAGCUUUGUGUUUGGCAGUGGUAUCAAUCCCCAGGUGGAUACACAGAAUGCCAACGGCUUUCAGUCCGUUUACAUCAGCAACUACUGUACAUGUGACUUGGCCAGCGACCAUCACCUGGAUCGAGACCUCAGCAGCACCAGCCCCGGGGUGAGAUGACAUACAUGACUUACUGUUGAGCUGUUUUACUGAGUUGAUUUAGCUACAUGUGUGUUUGGAGGGAUUGUGUUGGAACAGUACAGUACCAGUCAAAAGUUUGGACACAUGUAAUCAUUCCAGGGUUUUUCUUUAUUUUUACUAUUUUCUACAUUGUAGAAUAAUAGUGAAUACAUCAAAACUAUGAGAUAACACAUAUGGGAUCAUGUAGUAACCAAAAAAAGUGUUAACAAAUCAAAAUAUAUUUGAGAUUUGAGAUUCUUCAAAGUAGCCACCCUUUGCCUUGAUGACAGCUUUGCACACUCUUGGCAUUCUUUCAACCAGCUUCAUGAGGUAGUCACCUGGAAUGCAUUUCAAUUAACAGGUGGGCCUUGUUAAAAGUUAAUUUAAUGCAUUUGAGCCAAUCAGUUGUGUUGUGACAAGGUAGGGUUGGUAUACAGAAGAUAGCCCUAUUUGGUAAAAGACCAAGUCCAUAUUAUGGCAAGAACAGCUCAAAUAAGCAAAGAGAAACGACAGUCCAUCAUUACUUUAAGACAUGAAGGUCAGUCAAUCCAGAACAUUUCAAGAACUUUGAACGUUUCUUCAAGUGCAGUUGCGAAAACUAUCAAGCGCUAUGAUGAAACUGGCUCUCAUGAGGACUGCCACAGGAAAGGAAGACCCAGAGUUACCUCUGCUGCAGAGGAUAAGUUCAUUAGAGUUAACUACACCUCAGAUUGAACGCUGCUGGCACCCGCCCACCCGACUAGAAUCACUACUCUCGACGGGUCUGACCUAGAGUAUGUGGACAACUACAAAUACCUAGGUGUCUGGUUAGACUGUAAACUCUCCUUCCAGACUCACAUUAAGAAUCUCCAAUCCAAAGUUAAAUCUAGAAUCGGCUUCCUAUUUCGCAACGAAGCCUCCUUCACUCAUGCUGCCAAACAUGCCCUCGUAAAACUGACUAUCCUACCGAUCCUUGACUUCGGCGAUGUCAUUUACAAAAUAGCCUCCAACACUCUACUCAGCAAAUUGGAUGUAGUCUAUCACAGUGCCAUCCGUUUUGUCACCAAAGCCCCAUAUACUACCCACCACUGUGACCUGUACGCUCUUGUUGGCUGGUCCUCACUACAUAUUCAUCGCCAAACCCACUGGCUCCAGUCCAUCUAUAAAUCACUGCUAGGCAAAUCCCCGCCUUAUCUUAGCUCAUUGGUCACCAUAGCAACACCCACCCGUAGUAUGCGCUCCAGCAGGUAUAUCUCACUGGUCAUCCCCAAAGCCAACACCUCCUUUGGCUGCCAUUCCUUCCAGUUCUCUGCUGCCAAUGACUGGAACGGAUUGCAAAAAUCUCUGAAGCUGGAGACUCUUAUCUCCCUCACUAACUUUAAGCGUCAGUUGUCAGAGCAGCUUACCGAUCACUGCACCUGCACACAGCCAUUCUGAAAUUAGCCCCUCCAACUACCUCAUCCCCAUAUUGUUAUUUAUUUUGCUCAUUUGCACCCCAGUAUCUCUAUUUGCACAUCAUCUCUUGCACAUCUAUCAUUCCAGUGUUAAUACUAAUUGUAAUUAUUUUGCAAUAUAGCCUAUUUAUUGCCUUACCUCCAUAACUUGCUACAUUUGCACACACUGUAUAUAUAUUUUCUGUUGUAUUUUUAACUUUAUGUUUUGUUUUACCCCAUAUGUAACUCUGUGUUGUUUUUAUCGCACUGCUUUGCUUUAUCUUGGCCUGGUCGCAGUUGUAAAUGAGAACUUGUUCUCAACUGGCUUACCUGGUUAAAUAAAGGUAAAAAAAAAAAAGAUUGCAGCACAAAUAAAUGCUUCAGAGUUCAAGUAACAGACACAUCUCAACGUCAACUGUACAGAGGAGACUGCGUGAAUCAGGCCUUCAUGGUCGAAAUGCUGCAAGAAACCACUACUAAAGGACACCAAUAAGAAGAAGAGACUUGCUUGGGCCAAGAAACACAAGCAAUGGACAUCAGACCGGUGAAAAUCUGUCCUUUGGUCUGAUGAGUCCAAAUUUGAGAUUUUUGGUCCAACCGCUGUGUCUUUGUGAGACGCAGAGUAGGUGAACGGAUGAUCUCUGCAUGUGUGGUUCCCGUCGUAAAGCAUGGAGGAGGAGGUGUGAUGGUGUGGGGGUGCUUUGAUGGUGACACUGUGGGUGAUUUAUUUAGAAUUCAAGGUACACUUAACCAGCAUGGCUACCACAGCAUUCUGCAGCGAUACGCCAUCUGGUUUGCGCUUAGUGGGACUAUCAUUUGUUUUUCAACAGGACAAUGACCCAAAACACACCUCCAGGCUGUGUAAGGGCUAUUUGACCAAGAAGGAGAGUGAUGGAGUGCUGCAUCAGAUGACCUGGCCUCCACAAUCACCCGACCUUAACUCAAUUGAGAUGGUUUGGGAUGAGUUGGACCGCAGAGUGAAGGAAAAGCAGCCAACAAGUGCUCAGCAUAUGUGGGAACUCCUUCAAGACUGUGGGAAAAGCAUUCCUCAUGAAGCUGGUUGAGAGAAUGCCAAGAGUGUGCAAAGCUGUCAUCAAGGCAAAGGGUGGCUACUUUGAAGAAUCUCAAAUAUAACAUACAUUUAGAUUUGUUUAACAAUUUUUUGGGUAUUACAUGAUUCCAUAUGUGUUAUUUCAUAGUUUUGAUGUCUUCACUAUUAUUCUACAAUGUAGAAAAUAGUAAAAAUAAAGAAAAACCCUUGAAUGAGUAGGUAUGUCCAAACUUUUGACUGGUACUGUAUGUGUGACUCUAUUGUCACAUUAAUAGAGUUCUGGUUUGUUGUGUGUUUCAGACCACAGACUCAGUCAGUGAGUUAGAGGCGCUGAUGGACAGAAUGAAGAGGCUGCAGGAGGAGAGAGAGGAGGAUGAGGCCUCGCAGGAGGAGAUGGCCACACGCUUCGAGAAAGAGAAGAAAGAGAGCCUCCUGGUGGGCUCUGGGGGUACUGCAGCCACACCUGUUCCUGUUGUCUGUCUCUCACUGAGUACUACUGUAAACCUGUCAGUGAAGUCAUGACUGAUUAUAAUCCAUCUCCAUUGUGACUGCAGAUAUGAAGGAUGAGGUGAUGCCCACAUCCAAAGUGUCUCGGUUUGUGGAGGAUGCCACUUUUGGGUACCAGAACUUUGCUCGACACGGAGAGGACAACCCACCAACAUUUAGAGCCCAGGUGGGGGAUAAUUACAGAUCAAAUUAAUCUAAAUUCCAUUAUCAUGCCAUAAGUGCAAGGCCUAUAGAUUUAACAGUCACUUCUUAAAACCUAAAUGUCUCUCUCUAUGUCUGUCUGUCUGUCUGCUUUAGGACUACUCGUGGAAGGACCAUGGUUUCUCUCUGGUCAACAGGCUGUAUUCAGACAUUGGCCUGCUGCUGGAUGACAAGUUCCGGACAGCGUGUGACCUGACCUACUACAACAUGGCCAGUCACGAGGACGUGGACACCACCAUGCUCCGACGUGCACUCUUCAACUACGUGCACUGCAUGUAUGGCAUCAGGUAAGACAGCGCCCUCUUUCCUCAGUCACAUACACUUCUCAUGCACUAUCAAGUGUGGACACUUGGUGUCAAGUUAGUGUGAUAAUGAUUAUAUUCAAAUGAGUGAGUAAGUGAUUGUUGAAGCCCUGGAAUAGUCCCUGAAGUCCAGUAGAAAUGGCCAAGUAGACAGUAAAGUGAUGCUCCAGUCUGAUAGAAUGAUUUGCUUGAUGUCCUGUCUGCAGGUAUGAUGACUAUGACUAUGGGGAGGUGAAUCAGCUAUUAGAACGCAGUCUGAAGGUCUAUAUAAAGACGGUAACAUGUUAUCCAGAGAGGACCACUCGCCGCAUGUACGACAGCUACUGGCGCCAGUUCCGCCACUCCGAGAAGGUUAGAAAACUGUCAAUGCUUGUGUGUGUUUUUGUGUGUGUGUUUGUGAGAGGGCAUAAUCUUAUGUUGUGUGUAUUCUUUGCAAACAAGCAUACACCGUCCACAGCCACAAAAAUGAUAUUCUGAAUCCUGAUAUAUUUUUGUAACUAGGCCAGAGUUCAGUGGCAGGGUUGGUCAUGCUGUUCGAUUGUGUUUGUGCAGGAGGCUUUGGCUCAUGAGUACACUAGGACUAUUGAGCAGAGCUGAAGUAAAUGAAGCUCUUGGCCGCAGGAACAUGCUGUUAUUGUGUUUGAGUUGUUCUGCAGAGAGGCCCCCUGUUGGAAUCUGACUGGGCUGAAAGAGAUGAAAGACGAGCAAGUUACUCCAUGUAUCAUUAGGAACAGCAGGGUAGAAGGGGCAUUGUCUUGUUCUUAAAGCUUAUGUGAGAUGUCUUUUGUAGCCUUCUGCUAUUUUCUGCAAAUGCAUAUCCAUUUUACAGCUCAGUGGCUGUCCAUACUGCAGUCCAUACCAUGGCAGUUAUAUAAAGUAACUGUACUGUGUUAUAGUAUGUACUGUAUGGUAUGUUAAUCCUCUGGCCUCCCUGUCCCCCUCCAGGUCCAUGUGAACCUACUCCUAAUGGAGGCCAGGAUGCAGGCAGAACUGCUAUACGCCCUGCGCGCCAUCACACGCUACAUGACCUGA
Coregonus sp. 'balchen' is the source of this 15529-nucleotide messenger RNA. The record is from the annotation of a GenBank genome assembly. NCBI's taxonomy places the organism in Eukaryota, Metazoa, Chordata, Actinopteri, Salmoniformes, Salmonidae.